CCGAGUCUGGACCAAAAAGGAAGAUUCCUUAGAAUAUCCUUUUAAACGUAACUUCCUCCAAUUGAUAUUUCUUAACCCCAAUCCCAUAAAUACGCUUGUCCUCCUCUUUAUUAAUUCCUUCUCCUCACCUUCCCUUUCCCUCUCUCUCUCUCUCUCUCUCAAUCUUCACUUUCUGUUUUAACUUGCCCUUUCUGUCUCCUCCGUCAACUUUAUCCAAGCAAUUGAAAAAUUAGAAAUCAAAAACCUAAAAUGGAAAGGAAGCUGUGCACUCACAUUUCUCAGAUUGAGCAACAACAACUAAUUGACAAGCUCGACAUCUUUAAGAUCCAUGGAAAAGACAGACAUGGCCGCAAGAUCCUUCGCUUUAUAGGCAAAUCUUUCCCUGCUCGGUUUCUGAAUGUGGAUUUGGUUAAGAGCUACUUGAAAGAGAAGAUCUAUCCUCAGUUGGAGAAGGAGCCGUUUUCAGUGUUAUACGUGCAUACCGGAGUUCAAAGGAGCGAGAAUUUUCCCGGAAUCUCAGCCUUACGAUCUAUCUACGAUGCGAUACCGAUCAACGUCAAGGAUAAUCUCCACGCUGUUUACUUUCUUCAUCCAGGGUUACAAUCCAGGCUUUUCCUUGCCACCUUCGGCCGUUUUCUUUUUAGCGGCGGGUUGUAUGGGAAGCUGAGAUAUAUCAACAGGAUUGAUUAUUUGUGGGACCAUGUAAGGAGAAAUGAAGUUGAAAUUCCAGAAUUUGUUCAUGAUCAUGAUGAGGACUUGGAGUACCGUCCGAUGAUGGAUUAUGGAUUGGAGAGUGAUCAUCCAAGGGUGUACGGUGCAGCGCCCACAAUGGAUUCCCCUGUGUCUAUGUACUCUAUGAGGUGUAUCUCGUGAAUUAAAAAAGACGAAAAAGAUAAAAAGAAAAGGUGCUUGCAUCUUUAUUUUAUGUAUAUAUAGAACUAAGAUUUGGACGAGAGAGCGAUCAGCAAAAU
Messenger RNA from Jatropha curcas, 971 nucleotides. RefSeq names its product SEC14 cytosolic factor family protein / phosphoglyceride transfer family protein. The record is from RefSeq and is a predicted model, not a curated record. NCBI's taxonomy places the organism in Eukaryota, Viridiplantae, Streptophyta, Magnoliopsida, Malpighiales, Euphorbiaceae.